Messenger RNA from Amphimedon queenslandica, 1410 nucleotides. RefSeq lists its product as uncharacterized. The coding region runs from base 415 to 1410 and encodes 331 amino acids. NCBI's taxonomy places the organism in Eukaryota, Metazoa, Porifera, Demospongiae, Haplosclerida, Niphatidae. The record is from RefSeq and is a predicted model, not a curated record. The transcript is spliced from 5 exons.
CGGCUACUUCAACUACUCACUCUGGUGAUGACAUGAGGAAGGAAGACCUACAGGAGGAAGAAGAAUUAUCAAAGUUCUUUGAACAUGGAUGUGGUUGCUCAGAUAAUUGCUAUGCACUGUUCAGUCACUCUUACAUAAAAACAUAUAGAUGUGACAUACAAGCCAUGGCAAAGCCUGUUCAUAAAAUUGCUAUUAUGAGUCAAAUGGCAGCAACAUCUACCAUGGGGGGAUUGUCGACUGGCAACCACAGGAGACAGAAUGAGAGAAAGAGGCAAUUUUUUACGUUCAUGCAUCAAGGUCAUAAGGUUUGUAACUAUGAGUGACACAGCACAAAAUUAAUCGUUUUUCAACUAGAUAUGUAGAGUAACAUUUCUGAAGCUACAUGCAUGUGGCAAAAGCAGGUUUGAGGAAAUCAUGAAAAACUACAGAAUGAAUGGAUUAAUACCAAGAGUUCACGGAAAUGCUGGAAAGACACCAAACCAUGCUUUGACUUAUGAUGAUAUUCUCCGGGUUGUUGCUUUCAUCAGAAAUUACGCUGAAGUCCAUGGAAUCAGUCUUCCUGGAAGAAUACCUGGAAUGAAAAGUUACGAGAAUAAGAAGUUCUUACCAUGCAGUACAUCUAAAAGGCAGGUAUACUUAGAGUAUGCGGAAUCAUGUGAAGGGCUUUAUGUCAAAGCAUGUGCUGAAACAACAUUCAACAUGUUGUGGCGACGCUACCUGCCUUAUAUUGAAAAAAUGAAGCCUAUGUCUGACUUGUGUGCCACUUGUAAAGAGAUAAGUGGACUGAUUAUAAGAAGUGCUAACAUGCAAUCAGAUGAAAGGAUAACUGAGGCAAUGCAAAAGGCACUAGAUCACAGACGUCUUGUUAAAAAGGAAAGGGAGUACUAUAAGGAUGUAUUAAAAGAGGCACAAUUAUUGUUAAAAGGGCUGUAUACUGAUGCAGCAAACAAUUACAAUCCCCCACUAACAAGGCCACAUGCUAUGUUAAAUAUUGUAGCACAUUAUAGCUUCGAUUAUGCUCAACAGGUUCACUAUCCUUCAAGUCCACUACAAGCAGGUCCAAUUUAUUUUCUUACUCCCAGGAAAUGUGGCAUAUUUGGCGUGUGCUGUGAAGCUAUCCCUCAGCAGGUUAAUUUCUCUAUCGAUGAAUCAUUCGACACUGGUAAAGGGGCAAAUCCUGUCAUAAGCAUGGUACAUUUUUAUUUGAAGAAUCAUGGCCUCAACUCAGUCAGUAUCCAUUUCAAUGCUGACAACUGCACAGGGCAAAAUAAAAAUAAUACAGUUAUUCAAUACCUCUUAUGGAGUCAUGACAGGACUCAAUGCGUCCAUUUCAAUAUCCUUUCUGCCAGUUGGACACACAAAAUUUUCUCCAGACUGGUGCUUCGGACUAUUAAAGCAAAAAUUCCGUAA